Messenger RNA from Suillus subalutaceus, 1302 nucleotides. RefSeq lists its product as uncharacterized. The transcript is spliced from 9 exons. NCBI's taxonomy places the organism in Eukaryota, Fungi, Basidiomycota, Agaricomycetes, Boletales, Suillaceae. Bases 1 to 954 code for a protein of 317 amino acids. The record is from RefSeq and is a predicted model, not a curated record. Gene Ontology annotation, molecular function: acyltransferase activity.
AUGUUUAAAGAAAGUGGAAAGGAAUGUAUCCGCGUGUUUUCGGAUGCGCUCUUCGCAUCAGGGUUCGAGGGGGUGAAUGAUCCAUUGGGACAUCCGCAAGUGGCAGAGAAUUAUCAACACUUGCUCUCCCUUUCACCCACAACUGCCUCGAACUUCCGCGCUAUCAACGAAUCUAUAAUGGCUCUUUCCCUAGACCAUUUGUUUAGCAUCGUCUUUGAUUACGGUGUCAUUGCUGGUAUCGACUCUUCUGCAUUAUCAGAGCCUGUUGCGCGCCCUCUUACUUCAGAGGAGGCUCGUGUGAGUGAUGUGACAGACGAGCGGAUCGAAGCUCGAAUAAGAGAAGUGGAAGGACGGGCUCAGACGUCGAUAAAUAACUCAGAGGCAGGGAUGUUGGAAUUCGGGGAAUAUGGAGCAGAUUGGAUAAGUAGUGUCGCCCGCCUUCCACCAGACGCCUACACCCAACUUGCACUUCAACUCGCCUGGUGCCGCUCCCGCGGAUUCCUCACAGCGACCUACGAAACAGCCCUUACGCGAAUGUUCAAUGCUGGCCGUACAGGAUGCGUCCACAUCUGCUUCCUCCUUGGACUCUCCCUCGAGUUCAAGUCCCACCGAUCCCCCGAAAAACAUACACACCCUCUCUUUACCGACCCUCUUUUCUCUCGCUCUCAGGAGUGGAAGCUCAGCACUAGUGGCCUGAGCGCCGGUGACCAAUUCCGAGGCACUGGAUGGGAGGAUCGUUAUGGGAUUAAUUAUCUCAUAGCACCCCAGCGCAUCAAAUUCUGCGUCGAGUCCAAAUUAUCAUCCCUGCUCACCUCCACGAACAAGUUCAAGCAGCAUAUCGCAGAUGCGGUCCGGGAUAUGCGGGUGAUUUGCGAGGCUGGAGAGCUCGAGUUGAAAGACAGAACGAGGAAAUCAGUGGAUGGGGUCGGCACAAGGGUGCACGCACGGUUUUAGGCUUGGUGGCAUUGAUCAAGAUAAUCGCAAGCGAUCGAACACCCUUGUCGGUUUAAUAGAAGUUUGUUGGAUGCUCGAUCGAGAAUUCUACACAUGAUGAAACGGUUAUCAACAACCGUCCUUGCUUGUCGCUGCACAAUACCUGCCCAACUUGUGUUAGUGAUAAUGAUGUCCAAACUCCACUAGAUCACCCUACUCUCAUUCGCACAAAACUAAACUAAACCUACUUAUCGCAUACACCACUCAGACGCAACUGAAACGAGAAAACUCAUUAUUUAUUCCAAGAAAAAUAAAAAAUAUGCCUUUGAUCCAGAUACAACCAACCGCGCGAGCUAUCGUACAAACCAA